Saccostrea cuccullata (small rock oyster) is the source of this 768-nucleotide messenger RNA. RefSeq names its product biogenesis of lysosome-related organelles complex 1 subunit 1-like. NCBI's taxonomy places the organism in Eukaryota, Metazoa, Mollusca, Bivalvia, Ostreida, Ostreidae. Bases 129 to 491 code for a protein of 120 amino acids. Gene Ontology annotation, cellular component: BLOC-1 complex. Gene Ontology annotation, biological process: endosomal transport. The record is from RefSeq and is a predicted model, not a curated record. The transcript is spliced from 4 exons.
UGACCGCAUAACUUCAUUCCUGUUUCGUCUUCUCGAGUGGGGAGGAGAGGAUAGCUUGCACAUAUAGGAAAAUGAUGUCACGAGGAUAAUUUUCACUGUCAAGUAAGGAAGUAGGAAUAGAAAUAGUGAUGUUAUCUAGUGCUGUCAAACAACAUCAAACUAAACAACAUGCGAGGAGGGAAAGACAAGAAAAGAGGAAGAAGGAGGCAAUCAUAGCCUCUACAGCUCUGACACAUGCCCUGGUGGAUCAUCUCAAUGGAGGAGUUGCCCAGGCCUACGUAAAUCAGAAGAAAUUGGACACAGAGACUAAGAUUUUACAAGCUAAUGCAUCCCAGUUCUGUAGACAGACUGUACAGUGGGUAAAACUAGUGGAGGAUUUUAAUACAGCAUUAAAGGAGCUGGGAGAUGUGGAAAACUGGGCCAAAAGUAUUGAGACAGACAUGAGAACUAUAUCAAGUGCUCUGGAGUAUGCAUACACUAAAAGUGAAUGACUUGCUAAUUCUGAUGUGACCAGUGAGUGAAUGCAUCUGCAGUUUUUACACCUUCAAUUGUUUCUAUAGUAAAACCUCCAAAAGCGUGCAAUAAGAAUAUGUACUUUCACAUCCAGUUUAACUAUAUGAUAUAUAUUUAUUCUUAAAGGAAAAGUAUUCUAAAACUUGAAGUAGUUUUAAUAUAAUUGUUCAGGUUUAUGUUUAUCUCAGCUUUAAAGUACAUGUAUGACAAUUUGUUGAUGUAUUUUAUAAGGUUAUUAAAUACAUGUAGUUUUAA